Messenger RNA from Penicillium olsonii, 1449 nucleotides. The record is from the annotation of a GenBank genome assembly. Lineage: Eukaryota; Fungi; Ascomycota; Eurotiomycetes; Eurotiales; Aspergillaceae.
AUGUCAAAAGAAUUGGAAACGGGGGCAUUGCCCGAGAAGCAUGAAGUCCCAGUGACCAUCUCUAGUGUGGAGAUCGACCCUGAAGCAGAACGUGCCUUAGUAUGGAAGUUCGAUCUUCGCCUUCUCCCUGUGCUGGCAAUUAUGUAUCUUUUCAACAGCCUAGACAAAUCAAAUCUAGGAAACGCCAAAACAGCUGGACUUGUUGAUACCCUUCACUUGAAAGGCAACCAGUACAACCUACUUUUGAGUAUUUUCUUCGUGCCUUAUGUCUUGACUGCACCCUUUCUCGGCCUUUUGGGCAAGAAGUACGGACCGAACAUCGUCCUGCCCUGUAUGAUGCUCGCCUUCGGCAUUUGCACCAUUCUUGUGGUCGCAACAUUCAACUUCAGUGGCCUAUUUGCGAUCCGAUGGUUUUUGGGAAUGGCAGAAAGUGCAUUCUUCCCCUUGGUUAUUUACUAUCAAACAACCUUUUACCGCCGUGGCGAGCUGGCUCGUAGACUGGCGAUUUUCUAUGCUGCACAAACCAUUGCCUCCGCUUUCUCUGGUCUCCUGGCCUUUGGAAUUUUCCGCAUCGAAUCGGGCCCCCUGGCCCCUUGGCGCUAUCUCUUCUUGAUUGAAGGCGCAGGCACCGUCUUGUUCGCACUGUUCGCACUCUGGUACUUGCCUCGAUCAGCCUCCGAGGCAACUUUCUUGACACCCGAGCAAAAGGAAUUGGCCUACCUACGAUUGCAGGUCGACAGCUCCUCCGUGGUCAAUGAGAAGCUCGACAUCCGUGAUGCAUUCCGCGUAUUCAAGCAUUGGAUGAGCUGGGCGAUCUUGGCCAUCCAGAUCUGCCUUGGUGUUCCUCUACAAUCUGUCCAGCUCUUCCUGCCCGUCAUUAUUCAACGCCUGGGCUACAGUACUGUCAAAACCAAUCUCUACACGGUGGCUCCGAACAUCUCGGGCGCCGUUGUUCUCCUCAUCCUGGCUUUCAGCAGUGACUACACCAAGUGGAGAUUCCCCUUCAUUGCCGCUGGAUUCCUCUUCACCUUUAUUGGCUUCAUUAUCUACGCCACCAUUGACGUCCAGCGCGAUCUGGGCGUGGCAUAUUUCGCCUCGGGAACAUCUGCACCUUCGGUUCUUCUCGACGCUUGGUAUAAUAACAACACUGCGAAUGAAGGUCGCCGUGUGGUGCUGACGAGUAUCGCGGUUCCCAUGGCCAAUUUGAUGGGCGUCGUCAGCUCCAACAUCUUCCGCACACAAGAUGCCCCCGAGUAUCUACCAGCAUUGAUUACUACGGCAUCCUUUGGAGGGUGUGGUAUUGUUCUCACCCUCUGUGUCGGGUUCUGGAUGAUGGCCGACAACCGGAGACGAGACCGGGUGCAAGGCGUUCGAGUCAAUCCUCGCGAGAUUCCCACCGAAUUGCUCAAUGAAGGACCUGCGAGUGACCACUUCCGGUGGUUCUAUUAA